AUGGUAGGUGUGAAGACAUGGACCGAUGAUGAAGCUUGGUUUGUUCUAAAAGCAUCGGAAAUCACAAAACCAAACAUUUCGUCUACACAAAGGAACCCCAGACCAAUUAGGUACUUCACCGACAAGGAAAUUGCAACCCUUUGCAAGAAGAAUGUCCCGAACAUACGCCACACCCCAGAUGCAAAGGGUGUCAAAUACAUCCGUGGUAAUAAGAAAGCGCAGUAAGUGCCUUUAGAUUUCAUCUCAUCCCCUAUGUAUAAUUUACAGCUUGGUACUUUCCCUGUUGUCACUACCGAGGACACAGUUCUAUGUCAGAUCGUAUUCUUUCUCCCUAUUUAUUGGCCAAUCCAGUAAAUUCAUGAGGCUGAUUUUUUGUAUUAUAGGUUUUUAUCCCCGAGGUAGGUCAACUAGUUCAAUAUCCAGCUGCGAUUAUCUGCCAAUGCCUAUCCCUACAAUUACACAUGUCCUUCUUCCCUUUUUAAGCAUUAUUUUCUAAUUUCGCAGUGCACCAAGACCUUCUCAGGCAGUUCUAGCAGCUAUUGAACGACUACGCCAUCAAUGCAAUACCUCUUCUCAACACCAGGACAGCACGAGCGGAAACAAGUUCACAACUCCGUCAAAUAGAAGCCGCGGCAAGCUUCCACAGGUACAAGGAAUGGGGGCCUUUGCCGGUCCAGCUCCACCUGGGGGCCCGUCCGGGCUGGAGCAUCCUGACUUAUUGAUAUCAAGAACUAUGAAUAAUCAGAACGGGAGCAGAGUUGGACAAAUCGUCCCCCAGCAAUUCCAGACUAUGAGUGCUAUGAACCCGUCAGAUUUUGCAAGUUCGCACCAAAAGAUGGAAGGAAGAGGAUUCCAUGGUCCUACAAAUAUGUUUGCGGAUGAGCACAUCAGCCGCGAUCGAUGUUAUGCCCUGUACAAUAUGGAGCCGCUGUACUUCGACAGGUCAUAUCAACAAUAUGGAAUACAUGGAAAUGCGUAUGUACAUAUGCUGCGCAGAGAGCCCACAAAGUUACUAACGUCAACACAGUGCUAUUUCAGAUUCUGGUAGCCAACAACAACAUGGACAGGCACACCGCGAGAGAGCUCUACCAACAAAUGUUCCGAAUAAUUCUUGUGCUAGAAUGCACCCUCAGUUGGAACAAACAAUGAAUUACGGGCAGCAAAUGGGUACUCCAAUGCAGAAUGACAAUGGCAGUCCUCGAAUUCCACAACAAAUGCAUCCGACUACCAUGUGCCCGCUCCGAGGCAAUCAGAUGGGCUCCGAAGCUUCGAUUUUUGAGCCACAAAUGCAAGCUUACAACUAUGGAGUCCCUGCACAGCCGCCAUACCCACCGAACUACAAAGGCUAUACACCAGGCCUACAAAAUCUGGGCGGGAACGAAAUGAUGAUACCACCAGGUCCAACUGAUGUUGGAAGAUUUACUAGUCCCAAUGGUAUGCCUUCAUAUGCGCAAAGUAACGGAGGUAUAAUGUCGCAUGGUGGACAGUACCAUGGAAAAGACCAGCUUCUGGCACAACAGGCCGAUGUGCAAUUUCGAGGCGCUCCAGGUGCAACUUUGGAAGCUAUGCUGGACUCCAAGUUCAAGCCUCCGACAUCUCAUGGACUUUCACAAACCACAAUUAACAAUCCUAAUUUCACUACUUCUGAUGGACUUCAGCAAACCACAAUGAACACUCCUGGUUCUGCUAAUGAUCCAGCUGAUUACUUUGGUACUCCGGCGGCCAUGACCCCCGAUAGUACAGAACAUGCUUCACUUGCCAUGGAUGAUUCCUGGGAUCUCUCUGAGUCUGAUUUUAAUGAUCUUGUCGAUUUAAACUUUUAG
Messenger RNA from Sclerotinia trifoliorum, 1823 nucleotides. The record is from the annotation of a GenBank genome assembly. Lineage: Eukaryota; Fungi; Ascomycota; Leotiomycetes; Helotiales; Sclerotiniaceae.